Molecule: messenger RNA, 1203 nt
Organism: Myripristis murdjan (pinecone soldierfish)
Lineage: Eukaryota; Metazoa; Chordata; Actinopteri; Holocentriformes; Holocentridae
Exons: 2
Coding region: 130-840 (236 amino acids)
Source: RefSeq, a predicted model, not a curated record
CUCAGAAGAAGGCAUUACAGUGUUCCGGGACCAAAUUACAUUUGGCACCUGGACUCCUAUGAUAAACUCACACCCUUUGGCAUCGGAGUUAAUGGGUGCAUUGAUGGUUUCUCACGCCAUAUCAUCUGGAUGCAAGCGAACGUCACAAACAGUAAACCUGAGGUUGUUGCAGCUUAUUUCAUCGGUGCUGUCAGUGAGCGGGGCGGCUGCCCAAAAAUAAUCAGGUCGGAUCUCGGUACCGAGAAUGUGCAUGUGAACAGAUUCCAGUGUUUUCUGCGCGAGGAUGAAAAUGGCACAGUUCAUGGACCUUGUGUCCUUCAAGGAAGAAGUACUGCCAAUCAAAGAAUUGAAAGCUGGUGGGGAAACUAUCGGAGACAGAAUGCAGAAUACUGGAGAGACUUGUUCCAGGAGUUCCAGUCAGUGGGCGACUUCAAUGGUGAUAUGGCUGACAAGGGACUGAUUCAAUUCUGCUUCCUUGAUGUCAUUCAGGAGGAGUUAGACACUGUGGUGACAAUGUGGAAUACCCAUCGGAUCCGACCAGGUGGAAAUGGCAGUGACUUGUAUCAUGGAAAACCUUUCCUCAUGUAUCAUGCACCAGAGCUUUACCAGGCACAGGAUUACCUCCAUCCAGUGGACUAUGAAAGACUGGACAUCAUUCUGGAAGAGGAUGUUUGCCUUUGGAAAACUGACAUUACCUGUGAUUCAGACCUUCAUGAGCUCUGUGUUUUGACAAUGGAAGAGCAUAAUCUUGAGCCAGGUCAUAAUGCUGUUGAAGCUACCAGACUGUACAGACUGCUGAGGCCCUUGAUAAGAGCACAGCUGUCAGAGCCAGAUGAUUAAUCAGAUCCAAGAAUGGAAUGGCAGAGAAAUUUCUUGUCACCUCUGAGCAAUGGUGGAAAAAGUAUUCAGUACCAUAAGUAAAAGUACCAAUACAGCAAUGUAAAAAUACUGUACUCCUUCAGUAAAAGUACAUAAGUAUUAUCACACACACACUUGAUGUAGUUUAUUGCAGUAGAAGCAGUGGUUUGGUUUGAAGUUGUUUUGUAAAAUUGAAACUGCCAUGUUGUCUUGGAUGUUGGAUGUUGUUGUCUCACCAAAUAUGAUUUGACUGUGAAAUGAGAAGAUUAACAUCAUAUUUAAAUUUGAUAAUCGGUUUAAUGCAAAAUAUUUGAAUACAAAAAUAACGUACAAAAAUAAUUACAA